Coniosporium apollinis CBS 100218 is the source of this 1959-nucleotide messenger RNA. RefSeq lists its product as uncharacterized. Gene Ontology annotation, molecular function: RNA binding; ATP binding; RNA helicase activity. NCBI's taxonomy places the organism in Eukaryota, Fungi, Ascomycota, Dothideomycetes. The coding region runs from base 1 to 1959 and encodes 652 amino acids. Gene Ontology annotation, cellular component: nucleus. The record is from RefSeq and is a predicted model, not a curated record. The transcript is spliced from 6 exons.
AUGUCUGACAAGUGGGACCUCAACCCCAAGGAGGAUGCUCCUGAAGAGGGCAGCACUACGCCGCCGUCCGAUGAUGAGGGCACUAACAAUGCCGCUAAUGCCAACAAGGGUGCCGAUGACGAUGGCGCCGAUGCCAACGUUGCUGAUGCUAACGGUGCUGAUGCCAACGGCGCUGACGACAAGAAUGCUAACGAUGCCGGCGAUUCCAACGGUGCCGGUGAGGACGAUGCCGGUGACAACGGUGCUGGUGAGAAUAUCGACGCCCGCGAGAAGGCUCGUCUCCAUGGGUUCGUCGAACGCACACCAUACGACUACUCCGUGUAUGCUACCGGACGCAAGGACGACGACGCUGAUCGUGAGGAGCCUGCUUGGCUGGCCAAUGCCGCUGUGUAUGAGUGGAACGACGACUAUGGCGACGUGGGUCCCGCCAUCCCAGAGCUAGAGAUCGAGCUGUUCGGCUCUGAUUACCGCAUGCAAGCUGGCACCAAGUUUGAUGCUUUCAAGUACGAAGUCACAGUAGAAGCUCCUGAGCCCGUCCACCUCAUUCGUGAAUUCGCCAAUGCAGGCUUGCAUCCCGUCAUGCUCGAGAACAUCAAGCUCUGUGGCUACCGUUUCCCGACCCCGAUUCAAAUGUACUGCAUCCCUGCCAUCCUUGCUGGCACCGACGUUGUCGGAAUCGCUCAGACCGGCUCGGGCAAGACGGGCGCUUAUUUCAUUCCAAUCCUUUCCCGCUUGAUGGGAAAGGCGAAGAAGCUUGCGGCUCCGCGUCCCAAUCCGCGUACAUACAAUCCUGCCACCGACCGCGUGCGCGCAGAGCCCCUUGUGCUCGUCAUCUGUCCAGCUCGCGAGCUGGCUGUGCAAAUCUUCGAUGAAGCUCGUCGCCUCUGCUACCGCAGCCUCCUGCGUCCUGCCGUCGUCUAUGGCGGUGUUCCGCUCCGCCUUCAACUUGAGGAGCUUGGUCGCGGCUGUGAUGUCCUCAUCGCCACCCCGGGCCGUCUCAAGGCCCUGAUGGAUAAGCCGGGCGUGCUCUCACUCAAUCGCGUCAAAUUCACCAUCAUUGACGAGGCCGAUGAGAUGCUCCAAGACGACUGGGAGGAGGAUAUGAAGCGUAUCCUGGCUGGUGCAGACGUCAACGCCGACGAUGAUCACACAUACAUGAUGUUCUCCGCUACCUUUCCCAAGGAGGCUCGGAAACUGGCCAAGCGCUACAUGAUGGACGACCACGUUCGCAUCCGGGUUGGUCGUACUGGAUCAACCCAUACCAAUAUCACCCAGAAGAUUGUCUAUGUUGACGACAGCGCUAAGCGCCAAGCGCUCUACGAUCUGCUCUUCUCCCUGCCGCCCGCUCGGACCCUCAUCUUCGUCAACUCUCGUCGCAUGGCUGAUCUUCUCGAUGAUUACCUGUUCAACCUGGAGCUGCCCUCCACCUCGAUCCACUCUGAUCGCACGCAGGCUGAGCGUGAAGACGCCAUCCGUGCCUUCCGUACCGGACAAAUGCCAAUCAUGGUCGCCACUGGAGUCACAGCCCGCGGCUUGGACAUCAAGAACGUCUUGCAUGUAAUCAACUACGACCUCCCCUCUGCCGCCCACGGCGGUAUCGAUGAGUACAUCCACCGCAUCGGUCGCACCGCCCGCAUCGGAAAUGAGGGCCUUGCCACUUCGUUCUACAAUGACCGCAACGAGGACAUCGCCGAUGCGCUUGUCAAGAUCCUUGUUGAAACCAACCAAGACGUCCCCGACUUCUUGGCUGACCGCAUCCCCGAAGGCGAGCUGGUGUUCGAUGAUGACUCCGACAAGGACUCUGUCAGCAGCGAGGAUACCGACACCAAGACCGCCAUGCCUGGCGAUACUGCCACCGACGCUGCUGGUGAGAUUGCCGAAGAACCCAAGUGGACUGCUGCCGAGGAGCCCAAGUGGGACGGUGGCAACGAUACCCCCGCUGGCGACGAAGCCUGGUAG